Molecule: messenger RNA, 427 nt
Organism: Paramecium sonneborni
Lineage: Eukaryota; Ciliophora; Oligohymenophorea; Peniculida; Parameciidae
Source: the annotation of a GenBank genome assembly
AUGUUAUUAAGAAAAUUAGCAUUACUUUAUGAGUUUUGUUAAUAGUCUGCUAGACAAUGCUUUUAAUUUUUAUAAUAAGAUCCUAUUGAGCAAUCGGGAUAGAUUUCAAGUUAAUAUCAAUAAGCAAAUAAAGAUGAAGAGUUAAUUAAGAAAUAACAAUUGAAAUAAGAUUAUGGAGAUUUAGAAGAUUAAGAUACAGAUAAUGUAAGAAUUAGAAUGAAUAUAGCAUUUGAUAGAAUAGGAGAAUCCAUUUGAAAAAUUGAAACCUAGUUUAAAUUUCUAAAACACAAUUCCACAAUAAAAUAGUAAUAAUGUGAAAAUUGAGAAAGAGCAAAUAAAAUAUGACGAAGAGAUGGUUGAUAUUCAUUAAAAUAAUAAUUGGAAUAAUCAUGAACGUGAUCAAGAGAAUGAACAUAUUGAAUUAUGA